AUGAAGCAAUCUACUUCAGUUAAAAAGUUUACUAAGGAGGAAGAGAUGCUCUUAGAGCAAUACGGGCGUACUUCGUCCAAUAAAUCCAUGAAGAUAAUCAACGGAAAUGCUCUCAUGAUUGCAGCGGCUCCCAUCUGGCUUUAUUGGCGUAUUCACGAAAUGGACUUUGCUCUCUAUGCUAUUCUAUUUGCUAUUUUUACCCCACUCGCUACUUACCUUAUUUCCAUUGCUUAUAACAACUCGAGAGGCCCGUUGAUGGAGAGAAUUGCUAUCAUUCGAGCCGAUGCUAUUAAUCAGGAGAUUACUAAUCAAAUUGGAAAUGAUAAGAAAAUUUCCAAGAAGGACAAAGAUGAUAUGGUUCGUCAAAAAACAAAGGACGUUGCUGACUACGAAUCUACAAUGUUCUCAAUCUUCUACAUCAACGCUAUUUUUAUCGUUAUUUUGAUGAUCACCUCAACUGUUCUUCAUCAGCUCUCAAAUCCCAUCAACUAUAGUUUUUCAAUGUUGGUCGCCUCGGUUUCAACUGCCUUUUUAUCAUCAUCUGCAAAGCCCAAGCAACAUCGGGCUUAA
Rodentolepis nana is the source of this 570-nucleotide messenger RNA. NCBI's taxonomy places the organism in Eukaryota, Metazoa, Platyhelminthes, Cestoda, Cyclophyllidea, Hymenolepididae. The record is from the annotation of a GenBank genome assembly.